Postia placenta MAD-698-R-SB12 is the source of this 1182-nucleotide messenger RNA. RefSeq lists its product as hypothetical. The record is from RefSeq and is a predicted model, not a curated record. Gene Ontology annotation, biological process: regulation of alternative mRNA splicing, via spliceosome. The transcript is spliced from 3 exons. Lineage: Eukaryota; Fungi; Basidiomycota; Agaricomycetes; Polyporales; Adustoporiaceae. Bases 1 to 1182 code for a protein of 393 amino acids.
AUGAAAGUCUCUUUCUCUCUCGCCAACAAUAAGAAUAAGGCCAAGACCGCAGUACCUAUUGGCGAUACCCCUUCCCUGAAACGAUCUGCUGCGUUUGCCUCUCUCGAUGAUGACGAACCCGUCGACGCCGCACCUACAGCCUCAGGCAGCGGCAAAGCUACCGUCAACAAGAAACUUGUGGCCCAAAAUAUGGAGAUAUCGAAGGCAGUCAAGAAACAGAUAGAGGCGGAGAUGAAAGUUGACUCGACCGUAUUUGAAUACGACGAAGUGUAUGACAAGAUGCAGCAAGCGAAACAGCGGGCGAAAGAAGCGAAGGAGGUCGACGCAAAGGAACGCAAGCCCAAAUAUAUCAAUGGUCUGCUACAAACCGCUGCAACACGUAGGCUGGAUCAUCUACGAGCCGAGGAAAAGAUGAUUCAACGAGAGCGCGAGGCUGAGGGCGAUGAGUACAAGGAGAAAGAGGCCUUUGUUACUCAGGCUUACAAGGACCAGAUGGCCGAGCUUCGGAAAGCUGAAGAGGAAGAGAAGCAGCGUGACGAGCUCGAGAAGAAGCGGAAGAAGGACGGCGUCGGGUCCGGUAUGGCACACUUCUACCGCAAGUUGUUGGAAGAGUCGGAACAGCAACACGAGCAGACGGUCGCUGCCACCACGUCGGCGCCCAAACCUGCCAUAGGCCCUCAGGGCCCGCAGCCGAAUCUCACCAUCACGAAGCCUGCCAAUUACGCCACCAAGUCAGAUCUGGAGUUGGCACGCCAAGCCAAGCAGGAGGGGAAGAGUGUUGAACUGAAUGACGACAACCAGAUCGUUGACAAACGGGAGCUACUGUCGGCAGGCCUGAAUUUAUCUGCGCCAAAUACCCGUCGGUUCGGACUGCAAACCUCCAAGGCGAGGUCGUCUUCUCAGGAGGAAGUGCAGACACACCGUGCGGUCGGGACUGCCGCCAGCUGGAAAGAGAUUCAAGAGCGCCGAGCACGCGAAGUUGCACAGCAAUUGGAGGAGGAGCGGGAGCGAACGUUGAAGGAGAGAGAGCGGCAGGAGCAGGAAAGUAUCAAUAGGGUGAUAGCGAAGCGAAACGAUGAGGAUUCUCUUCAGAGCGCAAAGGAACGGUACAUGGAGAGGAAGCGGCGACGGAUAGAGGAGACGCAAGUAGAUGGAGCCCCGGACGGUACAAGACCUGGCUAA